AUGCCUGCAGAAUAUCGGGAAGACAACUCCAAGGGCGCCAUGCUCCGGUUCGAGGACUCCCUACCGAGACUACCGGUCCCCUCGCUCGAAGAGACCUCUGCCCGCUACCUCAAGAGCCUUCACCCGCUCCUGUCCAAGGAGGAGUUUGCGGCCUCUGAGAAAGCCGUGGCCGCGUUCAACCAGCCGGGAAGCAUUGGCCAGAAACUGCAAGAGAGGUUAAUACGAAAGGCCCAGGAUCCCAAUGUCAAGAACUGGAUCAUCGACUGGUGGAACGAGGCUGCAUAUCUGGGGUACAAGGAUCCCGUGGUGCCUUAUGUUUCCUACUUCUACUCCUUCCGAGACGACCGCCGCCGACGAAACCCAGCCAAACGCGCGGCAGCCAUCACCACCGCCGCCCUGGAGUUCAAGCGACAGGUCGAUGACAAGAGCCUGGAACCCGAGUAUAUGCGUAAGAAGCCCAUGGCCAUGAGCAGCUACCAGUACAUGUUCAACACCUCGCGAGUCGCGGCCGAGCCGGUGGACUACCCCAUCCAAUAUCCCGCCGAGGGCCACGAGCACAUCAUCGUCAUGCGAAACAACCAGUUCUGGAAGCUCCAGACCCAUGUCGCUGGCAAACAGCUGAACACGUCCGAGCUCGAACUGCAGUUCAAGAAGAUAUACCAGAACGCCCAAUUGGCCGACCCGAUCGGUGCCAUCACCUCUCUCCCUCGCGACCAGGGCGCCAAAGCCCGGGACAACCUUCUUGCAGCGUCCGAUCUAAACGCUCAGGUCCUCGAGGAAAUUGAGUCCUCCUCCUUCUUUGUCUGCUUAGAUUCCACCAUGCCUGUCACGUUGGAAGAACGUGCCCGCGUCUACUGGCACGGCGACGGCUCCAACCGCUGGUAUGACAAGCCCGUCCAAUUCAUCGUCAACGACAACGGCACCGCCGGCUUUAUGGGCGAACACUCCAUGAUGGACGGCACACCCACCCACCGCCUGUGCGACACGGUCAAUGCCUACAUUGUGCAUAACAAACUCGACUUCGACAACCCAUCCGUCCGCUCCGACCUUCCCGACCCUGUUGCCCUAAAAUUCGAAACGAACGCCGCUGUGCUCGACGACUUGGCCAGCGCUCAAGCACAAUUCCGCCAAGUCAUCGCCUCGCACGACCUACGUGUGCAAGCCUACCAAGGCUAUGGGAAGGGUAUGAUUAAGAAAUUCAAGUGCUCCCCAGACGCGUACGUGCAGAUGGUCAUUCAACUCGCCUACCACAAGAUGUACGGUAAGAACCGACCGACGUAUGAAUCUGCGGCAACAAGAAAGUACCAGCAGGGACGGACGGAAACCACCCGGACCGUAUCUGACGAGUCCGUCGCGUUCUGCAACGCCAUGGCCGACCCGUCUGUCUCGCGUGAAGAAUGUGAGCGACUUUUCCGCGCAGCCGUACAGGCACAUGUUAAAUACACCGCGGAUGCGAGUGACGGCUACGGCGUCGACAGACAUCUCUUUGGGCUGAAGAAACUCCUCCAGGAAGGAGAGGGGACGCCCGAGAUUUUUACCGAUCCAGCCUACACCUACUCGAGUACGUGGUAUAUCAGCAGUAGUCAGUUGAGUUCAGAAUACUUUAACGGCUACGGGUGGAGCCAGGUUAUUGAUCAGGGAUGGGGUAUUGCCUACAUGAUCAAUGAGAACAGCAUACAAUUCAACAUUGUGUCUAAGAAACUCGGCUGCGAGAGGAUGAGUUUCUACCUCAACGAAGCGGCGAGUGACGUUCGUGACAUGCUCCUUCCCGGCUUGGAGCCACCAAAAGCCAAGCUGUGA
Messenger RNA from Cladophialophora carrionii CBS 160.54, 1800 nucleotides. RefSeq lists its product as uncharacterized. Gene Ontology annotation, cellular component: peroxisome; mitochondrion. NCBI's taxonomy places the organism in Eukaryota, Fungi, Ascomycota, Eurotiomycetes, Chaetothyriales, Herpotrichiellaceae. The coding region runs from base 1 to 1800 and encodes 599 amino acids. The record is from RefSeq and is a predicted model, not a curated record. Gene Ontology annotation, molecular function: carnitine O-acetyltransferase activity. Gene Ontology annotation, biological process: carnitine metabolic process. The transcript has 2 exons.